AUGCUGGUUUGUUGGCUCAUUGCAACCCUGACUGAGCCUGUUCAUUCCCAAGUUGUGCGGUGCAAAACCUCCAAUGAAAUCUGGACUACAUUGGCUGCCCUCUAUUCCUCUGCUUCCACAGCUCAAAUCAUUCAACUAUGGUACCAGCUCCGCCAAACCAAGCGCGGUAACUCAACCAUUCAUCAAUAUCUCCUUACUGUCAAGAGAAUCACAGAUCAAUUCGUAGCGUAUGGUAAGCCUCUAACCGAUGAGGAACUGUGUUUACAAGUUUUUGAAGGCCUAGGCCCUGCUUAUCAAGGGUUUGUGACUGCAAUCACAACCCAAAGAACUCCAUUGCAAUACAAUGAUCUUCGUGGCAUGUUGCUUACUCAAGAGAUUCAUCUCAAAGAUGAUGAGACUCUGCCCAAUUUAUUUGCUCCAAAGGCAAAUUAUGUCACCAAUAAGAACACCCGUGGUGGUCGUUCCAAUUAUCCUACUGCCAAUCGUGGUGGCAGAAAUGGAGGACGAGGACGGUAUCAAGGUGGUCGUUAUCCACCUAACCGAAACCCAUCGAAUAAUUUUGGGGGUCAAAAUUCUGGAUCUCAUUCCCAAGCUAAGGAUCGUGGUACAAAUACACCACCUGUUGAAUGUCAAAUUUGCAACAAAUUCGGGCAUUGA
This is a messenger RNA of Telopea speciosissima, 657 nucleotides long. RefSeq lists its product as uncharacterized. The transcript has a single exon. Lineage: Eukaryota; Viridiplantae; Streptophyta; Magnoliopsida; Proteales; Proteaceae. Bases 1 to 657 code for a protein of 218 amino acids. The record is from RefSeq and is a predicted model, not a curated record.